AUAGGGUUCAUGGGGUCCGGAAAUAGUAAUUUAGUGGAUGAGAAUGGCAAUAAAAUGACAAAACAGCAGAUUAAAGAGUAUAAGAGACAGCAAAAGGAAGCUAAGAAGGUUGAAAAGAUAGCUCAGAAAGCGCAUAAAUAAAGCAGAGAAACAGGCUAAGAAAGAAAUGAAAAAGAAUCUCACAAGAGCUGAGACAACUAAAGUUUUUGUAAAGGGAAAUCCUCUCAGUACACAGGAUUUAAAAUAAGGCUGCAAUAGCAAAAGAACACUUAGGGCUUCUAAAGAAAAAGAUCAAUAAUGAAUCUACUUUUAGUUCAAAAUUCCCAGGACCAUCUUCAAGAACGAGUGGGAACAAUUGGGCUACAGAUAGAAGUCCUUAUGGAAAUAAAUCCAAAGCUGUUGGUAAAAACAGUCCGAACUAUAUCAGUGAUAAAAGAAAAGUAUAUGGACAGUAUAACAAGAGCCCUGAUAAUAGAGCCUUAAAUAACUCUCCAAUUCAUCAUAAAACACCUCGUCAGUUAGCUGUAUAUCCAACAGAGAACCUCUCUGAGGCUCCUCCUACCAACUUUAAGCUAGUCCCAUGCUCAAAAUGAGGAAGAAAUUUCAGCAAAAAUAAUCUGGCCAGACAUGAGUCUGUCUGUAAGAAGAAGGCUACAAGAAACAAUAAAGUAUUCAAUUCUAAAAAGCAAAGAGCUGCUUUAUCAGGAGACCCGAAUGAUGAUACAGCUACUUCUUGGAAAGAUAUGCAGUCUAAUAGAAGGAUGAACAAUGCUAUGAGCGUAGCCAAGGAUUUCAGUACUGUAGAAGAGCCGUCUACUCUAAUAAGAUACAAGCUUUGUCCAAUCUGUAACAUCAAACAGACCACAGGCGGAUAUAACUUGCAUUAUGAAGAGUGCAACCAAAGAAGAUUAAGGAUGGGACAAAGAAAACAACGUAGACAGCUAGGCUCAAGGCAGUUCCUUUCUUAGAAUAUUAAG
This is a messenger RNA of Moneuplotes crassus, 977 nucleotides long. The record is from the annotation of a GenBank genome assembly. Lineage: Eukaryota; Ciliophora; Spirotrichea; Euplotida; Euplotidae.